AUGAUGAAUGGUGAACGGGAUGUCGAAAAGGCGGCCUCUGCGACCAACCACAAGGCGUUUCUUUCUUACCUAUACGAUGCUGCUGGCGUUACCCAAGAAGUGUCAGAUUGGUCUUACCAGGGUCAUGGCACCCAAAGCGACCCUUUUGUUGUCGAAUUCCUGGUAGCGGAUUCUGCCAACCCAUUACAGUUGCCAAGCUGGAGGAAAUGGUCUAUCACAUUCCUCCUAGCGUUUGCAGUUCUAGCUGUAAGCUUUGCAUCUAGUUCAUUUUCUAGCGGCAUACCAUACAUCGUCGAUGAGUUCAACGUUAGCCGCAUGGUGGCUCUACUCGGAGUGUCCUUACCACUUGUAUUCGCACCCCUCUCGGAAAUGUUCGGCAGACAACUCAUAUUCGUUAUUACCUUUGGUGCGCUGACGGCGUUCAAUGCUGGCGCCGCUGGAUCGAAGAACAUUGAAACUCUGCUCAUUUUGCGCUUUCUAGCUGGGACGAUUGGGUCGGCACCUCUGACAAAUGCCGGCGGAGUGAUUGCUGAUAUGUUCUCGGCGGACGAACGAGGCUUGGCCAAUGCUCUCUUCGCAACGGCCCCUUUUCUUGGACCGGCUGUAGGCCCAAUCGCAGGUGGCUUCCUGAGCCAGGCCAAGGGCUGGCGAUGGCUUCAAGGCCUGAUGGCCAUCUUCACUGGUGUUCUUUGGAUCCUCGGUUCACUUUGGGUUCCUGAGACUUACGCCGCCGUAAUCCUGCGUCGCAGGGCAGAAGUUCUGUCCAAAAUUACCGGCCAUGUUUACGUCUCUAAAUUCGAUGUUGGUCACCCCAACAAAGCAUUGCUCGCAGAGCUAAGAAAGGCUCUGCUACGACCAUGGCAACUCUUGUUUUUGGAGCCUAUCGUUCUGCUCUGUUCUAUCUUCCAAGCUGUCGUUUUUGGGACCUUAUACAUGAUGUUCGCCGCUUUUCCGAUUGUUUUCCAGCAAACCCGUGGUUGGUCCAACGGCGUUGGUGGUCUUGCAUUUCUGGGUGUCGCCAUAGGCAUGAUGUUUGCUGUUGGGUAUAGCGGCUACGACAAUAUUCGUUACAUCAAAGUCAACAAAAGCUAUGAUGGCGGUGCACCUCCGGAAAUGAGACUACCCCCUGCUCUGAUUGGAUCAGUUCUCCUACCUAUCGGCCUGUUCUGGUUCGCCUGGACGAACGGACCAAACAUUCACUGGAUCGUUCCCAUUGUCGGAUCGGGCUUUUUCGCGGCUGGUCUUGUCCUGGUUUUUUUAAGCCUGAUGAACUACCUGGUCGACUCUUGUGAGUAUUCGGUCUUUUUGUACAUUUUCCCACGAAAUGGAGACGUCUAA
This is a messenger RNA of Colletotrichum paranaense, 1338 nucleotides long. Its product is annotated as MFS multidrug transporter. Gene Ontology annotation, biological process: transmembrane transport. The coding region runs from base 1 to 1338 and encodes 445 amino acids. Gene Ontology annotation, molecular function: transmembrane transporter activity. Gene Ontology annotation, cellular component: plasma membrane. The record is from RefSeq and is a predicted model, not a curated record. The transcript is spliced from 3 exons. Lineage: Eukaryota; Fungi; Ascomycota; Sordariomycetes; Glomerellales; Glomerellaceae.